GCCUUGGAACAAAUGCCCCGUUAUGUGAAGUUCAUGAAGGAGAUAUUGUCUAAGAAGAGAAAAUUGGAGGACUAUGAAACAGUGGCAUUAACUGAGGAGUGUAGCGCCAUUUUGCAAAAGAAAUUACCUCCCAAGCUUAAAGAUCUGGGUAGUUUCAAUAUUCCAUGCUCUAUAGAGGGUUCGGUGGAAACUAAAGCUCUAUGUGAUCUAGGAGCAAGCAUUAAUCUAAUGCCAUUGUCUGUCUUCAAAAGGUUAGGAUUGGGAAAAGCAAAGCCCACAACAGUGACUUUACAACUAGCGGAUCGUUCUUUGACUCAUCCUCGUGGGAUAAUUGAAGAUGUACUGGUGAAGGUUGGUAAGUUUAUCUUCCCUGCUGAUUUCUUAAUUCUUGAUAUGGAGGAAGAUUCAACUAUUCCCAUUAUUUUGGGAAGACCAUUCUUAGCCACGGGCCGAGCAUUAAUAGAUGUUCAAAAGGGAGAGUUAAAGUUGAGAGUGCAAGAUGAAGAGGUCAAUUUUAAUGUUUUUGCCCCAACCGACAUGCCUACCUGUUGCAAGAUUGAGAUGGUGAAGGGUUCUUAUGUUAAAGCUGAUAAGAAGAAAGCAAAGCCUAAAGAGCGACGGUCUCAGGAAGAGGCUAAGCAAAGGGAAGCCCAAGCGAAGGCGAUGAUCCGAGAGGAGGUCCUUCAGAGGGAUAGGUUGGAGGCCAAGCACCGGGAAGCAUUGAGGGCGGAGGGCGAGGCUGUUGCCAAGGCCAAACGCGAGCUCCGAAAGGCUAGGGAGGCCUUAGACGAAAUGGCUGCCAAGGCUAAGAAAGAUGAGCUCCUCUCUCCUGUCUACUGCAGCCGAUGCAUUAAGCGCUUCGAUGAUGGUGUCUAUAUGGCCUGGUCAACAAAUGGCCAGAGUAUCAAGCUUGACUUCUACCCAAAACCUACGGAGAUGAUUGCCAAAUUCCGGGAGAAGAAGAAGAAGCUUGACGCCAUGCUGGAGGCACGCAUUGGUCCUCCCCUUCCUCCACGAAUUAACUAG
Molecule: messenger RNA, 1026 nt
Organism: Cannabis sativa
Lineage: Eukaryota; Viridiplantae; Streptophyta; Magnoliopsida; Rosales; Cannabaceae
Exons: 4
Coding region: 13-1026 (337 amino acids)
Source: RefSeq, a predicted model, not a curated record